AUGACAGUCUCCCUGCAAAAUGGCGCUUCUUACCCAAGCGACAUCGAGACGCGGUUGUUCAUCAACAACGAGUUUGUCCCUUCUCAGAGUGGCAAGAAGUUCGACGUGAUCAAUCCGGCUACAGAAAAGGUGACGGCAUCGAUAUCUGAAGCCGACGCAGCAGACGUCGACGCCGCCGUGCGAGCCGCAAAGACUGCAUUUCCCGCAUGGUCGGCGCUCAGUGGAUUCCAACGUGCAGCCUAUUUCUACAAGUUGGCCGAUCUCGUCGAGAGCAGCAAUGGUGAAUUUGCGAAGCUAGAGGCCGUGAGCAUGGGCAAACCGGUGGGAAAAUAUACCGAGGGCACGAACAUGGCCCGCUUCAUCAGAUACAUGGCCGGCAAGGCGGCCGAUGUCAAGGGAGAAUCGUCGCUUCAGACGCCCAACUUUGUCAAUUUCACCUUCCGGCAACCUUACGGCGUGUGUGCAGCCAUCACCCCGUGGAAUGCCCCCGUCACGGAAUUGUUCUUCAAGGUCGCCCCUGCGGUGCUAGCAGGGAAUACUAUCGUGGUUAAAUCGUCAGAAAAGGCACCCCUGACGAGCCUCCUAGUCGCAAAAUUAUGCCGGGAAGCUGGUAUACCCGCUGGGGUGAUUAACGUGCUGAGUGGAACGGGCCCGAUCUGCGGCGCCGCGAUAGCCUCACACAUGGAGAUUCGAAAGAUUUCCUUUACGGGGUCCGCGAGGACGGGGAGAGCCAUUAAGAAAGCCGCGCUGGAAUCGAAUUUGAAGCACGUCACGCUCGAACUAGGUGGCAAGAGUCCCCUGAUCAUCUUCGAGGACGCGGACCUCGACAGGGCCGCCAGCGCCGCCGCCUUUUCGAUCCUUUACAACUCCGGUCAGGUGUGUAUUGCGAGUACCCGAAUCUACGUGCACGCGUCUAUCCUCGAGCGGUUCUGCCAACUUCUCGUCGCGGCCGUGAGGAAACAGGGUGGAAACCCCUCGGAAGGGAACGACCCGUUGGCGUCCACCACAGUCCGAGGCCCCCAAGCAGACAAGGGCCAAUUCGAGAGCAUCAUGACAUACAUCGCCGGGUCACGCAAGGCGGGUGAUCAGAUCCUCGUAGGCGGGGACCGCGAAGGCGAUCGAGGGUUCUACAUACAGCCCACCAUCAUCUUCGAACCCGACGAGCACAGUGCCGUCAUGCGGGAGGAGAUUUUCGGUCCCGUGGCGUGCGUCCGCAGUUUCCAGACCGAGGAAGAGGUGCUCCGCCUCGCCAACGACACCGAGUACGGUCUGUACGCGAGUGCCUUCACGCGCGACCUGUCGCGGGCCAUGCGCAUGGCGCGGGGGUUGGAGUCCGGCACCGUUGGUCUCAACUGUACCAGUCCGAUGAUGACGCUGGAUAUGCCUUUUGGAGGCAUCAAGCAGAGCGGCGAGGGGAGAGAGAACGGUCAGCACGCUCUGGACGAUUGGACCGAGCUGAAGACGGUUUAUGUCGGGUUGUGA
Molecule: messenger RNA, 1482 nt
Organism: Fonsecaea nubica
Lineage: Eukaryota; Fungi; Ascomycota; Eurotiomycetes; Chaetothyriales; Herpotrichiellaceae
Exons: 2
Coding region: 1-1482 (493 amino acids)
Molecular function (GO): aldehyde dehydrogenase (NAD+) activity
Source: RefSeq, a predicted model, not a curated record